This is a messenger RNA of Opisthorchis viverrini, 640 nucleotides long. RefSeq lists its product as hypothetical. The record is from RefSeq and is a predicted model, not a curated record. Gene Ontology annotation, molecular function: enzyme regulator activity; calcium ion binding. The annotation marks the transcript as partial. NCBI's taxonomy places the organism in Eukaryota, Metazoa, Platyhelminthes, Trematoda, Opisthorchiida, Opisthorchiidae. The transcript is spliced from 4 exons.
GUUGAUACACUGUCAAAAUCUGAGUUGGAGGAGCUUCAGGUAGCAUUUACAGCUUAUGAUAAGGAUGGGAACGGGUCGAUAGAUGUAAGAGAAUUGGAGGAAGCACUUUCUCGUGUAGGCAGAAGGCCUACACGUCUUGAGGUAGCCAAUAUAAUGAGACGAUUUGACUCUGAUGGUGACGGAAGAAUUAAUUUCCCGGAAUUUAUAGUAAUGGUCAUGAAGAAGAAGAAAUUUGCCUCUGUUGAGGCGGAUCUUCGAAGAUCAUUUAAUUACUUCGAUAGAAAUGGUGAUGGGUUUAUUUCACAGGAGGAGCUGAGAUCUGUGAUACGACUGUUUGGCGAUAAGCUUAAAAACUUGGACGCUGAGGCCAUCAUGAACGAGGCAGAUGAAAAUGGUGACGGACUCUUGAAUUACGAAGAAUUUUUGACGCUGAUGAGCGAGUGCUACUUUUAACGGUUCGGACAAGUGCAGCCAUUUAUUGAUACAAACAGAUCCUGUCUACAAGCUGUCUUUUCAAUCUCAACUGUAUCUCCGAGAUUCAUUUCAGCGCUGACUUUUCUUUGUGCUUGUUAGAAUUGUUUUUUAUUCGACUUUUAUGUAAUUAGACUUGACAGAGGGAAAGCAAAUACCAAUGUAUUUU